UAGUCCGGCCUGACGCUUGUGUAACUUGACUGGCCUUCACAAUAAAACGCGUCGUGUUGCCGUGCACGCAGCUUACCCGCUCUGUCUUUCACCCCGUGGAUACGACGCUCGCUUCACCACAGUCAUCAUGGUUCGCGCAGUGGAAACUUUGGAGGAGUUCAAAACCAUCCUGAAGGAGGCUGGAGACAAGCUGGUGGUGGUGGACUUCACGGCGACAUGGUGUGGACCCUGUAAAAACAUCGGCCCCGUGUUUGUGGAACACUCAAAAAAGCCCGAGAACCAGAACGUGAUUUUCCUGAAGGUGGACGUGGACGACGCUGAGGAAGUGAGCACGCACUGCAACAUAAACUGUAUGCCCACGUUCCAGUUUUACAAGAACGGAGAGAAGGUGGACGAGUUCUCCGGCGCAAACCAAACCACACUGGAAGAAAAGCUGGCACGUCAUAGAUAAUUUAGAAAAACAAACGCUGUAAAUGCUGUACUAAGAAAUUCCAGUUUCAUUUCUGUAUAAUAACCAUGACGUCUUCUAUUCUGCACACGGACAAAAAUAAUCCAUUCCACUCGUGUAUCUGUGACCUGCUGUCGUCCUGUCAGCUGAGUUUGUGCGUGUAGUGACCGUCUUUACAACAGACUGGCAUUUGAUUAAAUCCUGAUCACUACUUUUUAAAUUCAGUUUUUAUGAGGAAUUGGCUUUGCACCUGAACGUUCUUUGUCACAUUAUGUGGAUUUAAUAAAUGAGGAUGAGACACAG
Messenger RNA from Larimichthys crocea (large yellow croaker), 751 nucleotides. RefSeq names its product thioredoxin b (gene txnb). The record is from RefSeq and is a predicted model, not a curated record. Gene Ontology annotation, molecular function: protein-disulfide reductase activity. The transcript has 5 exons. NCBI's taxonomy places the organism in Eukaryota, Metazoa, Chordata, Actinopteri, Sciaenidae. The coding region runs from base 128 to 451 and encodes 107 amino acids.